CUGAUCCACACUCCAUCUUCUUCUUCCUCACACCUCCCCCCAUCUCUCUCUCUCUCUCUCUCUUCAGCCAUUGAACGAAUCCUCCAAAUCCAAUUCGUUUUCUUCAUCUUCAGUCAGUGUUCUUCACUUUCUCUCUCCAAAAUCAUCGCCACUGAUUCAGAAUCUUAUUCUCCUGGGCGUUCGAACCAACUCUUCCUUUGCUCGGCCAUUGAUUCACUGUGUUUUUCUCUUGUGUUUUAUCUUCCUUUGGGGUACUUUUUUGUUUCAUUUCCUUCUUCUUCGCCUCUUUCUGAUUUGAUCACAGGAUUUACGGGUUCGUUCCGUCAUUUUCAAUCCAGCUCAGAUUCAACCCCAUUUUUUUUUUGUCCGACUCUGUUUCAGAGGUUGAGUUUGAGAUUGUUUAGCUGAAGUGAUGGUGGUGGAGCUUCAUUAGUUAGUGGAGCUUCUGAUUCCGCUUAAUUUUGGGUUUCUGUACUUAUAAUUAUCGGCAUUGCUAUUCAACUUGAGGUUGAUCGGAUUAUUGUCUUAUGCUUGGUAAACUUAGUACGAGUUUUGCUGACUUUGUUCUUCCUGGUUUUCAAAGGUUUGAGAUCCAAAGGACGGUUGUUUUGCGAUGGAAUCAGCGCAAUCGCAGCAGAGAAAAGGAGGAUUAGUGCCGAUAUCGCCAUCUCAAACUCCUCGUUCGAACGACAAGGCGGCUCGAGAUCUACGAUCUGGGGAUUCGAAUUUGAGUAAUAAGCAUGAUAAAGAAAAGGGUGUUAAUGUGCAGGUUAUUGUGCGUUGCAGGCCAUUGAGUGAUGAUGAAAGUCGAUUGCAUACUCCGGUGGUUGUAUCCUGCCAUGAAAGUAGAAGAGAAGUCUCUGCAAUCCAGACUAUAGCCAACAAGCAGAUUGAUAGAACAUUUGCAUUUGAUAAGGUGUUUGGCCCUGCAUCUCAACAAAGGGAAUUGUACGAACUGGCUGUGUCUCCUAUUGUAUAUGAAGUUCUUGAGGGUUAUAACUGUACUAUCUUCGCGUAUGGUCAAACAGGAACUGGAAAAACAUACACCAUGGAAGGUGGAGCAAGGAAAAAGAAUGGAGAAUUUCCAAGCGAUGCUGGUGUAAUUCCUAGAGCUGUGAAACAAAUUUUUGAUAUUUUGGAAUCCCAAAAUGCGGAGUAUAACAUGAAAGUUACGUUUCUGGAGCUAUACAAUGAAGAGAUUACAGAUCUUUUGGCCCCUGAAGAGACUUCAAAGUUCAUUGAUGAAAAGUCCAAGAAACCAAUUGCUCUCAUGGAAGAUGGAAAAGGGGGUGUUUUUGUGAGAGGUUUGGAAGAAGAGAUAGUCUGUUCUGCAAAUGAAAUAUAUAAAAUCUUGGAGCGGGGAUCGGCGAAAAGGCGUACGGCAGAGACACUUCUGAAUAAACAAAGCAGUCGGUCCCAUUCCAUAUUUUCCAUCACAAUUCACAUUAAAGAGUGCACUCCAGAGGGAGAGGAGAUGAUAAAAUGUGGAAAGCUCAAUCUUGUUGAUCUUGCUGGCUCAGAGAAUAUUUCACGUUCUGGUGCACGAGAGGGUAGAGCAAGAGAAGCUGGGGAGAUAAACAAAAGUUUGCUGACACUUGGGCGUGUUAUCAAUGCCCUGGUAGAGCACUCGGGUCAUGUUCCAUAUAGGGAUAGUAAAUUAACAAGAUUGUUGAGGGAUUCGUUGGGAGGUAAAACAAAGACUUGCAUCAUUGCUACAAUAUCACCCUCUAUCCACUGUCUGGAAGAAACACUCAGUACACUUGAUUAUGCACACCGUGCCAAAAACAUAAAGAACAAACCAGAGAUUAACCAGAAGAUGAUGAAAUCUGCUUUGAUCAAAGAUUUAUAUUCUGAAAUUGAUCGGCUUAAACAAGAGGUAUAUGCCGCAAGGGAGAAGAAUGGAAUCUAUAUACCACGUGAUCGUUACCUUAAUGAGGAAGCUGAGAAGAAGGCUAUGGCUGAAAAAAUAGAACGAAUGGAACUCGAUUCAGAAUCGAAGGACAAGCAAGUGAUGGAGCUUCAGGAGCUUUAUGAUUCUCAGCAACUUUUGACAGAAGAAUUAAGCGGUAAAUUAGAUAGAACAGAGAAAAAGCUCGAGGAAACUGAACAUGCUUUCUUUGAUCUUGAGGAGAAACACCGCCAAGCAAAUGCAACAAUAAAAGAAAAGGAAUUUCUGAUAGUUAAUCUUCUCAAGUCUGAGAAAGCACUUAUUGAGCGUGCAUUUGAGUUGCGAGCAGAGCUGGAAAAUGCUGCAUCAGAUGUGUCGGGUUUAUUUGACAAAAUUGAGCGCAAGGAUAAAAUUGAAGAUAGAAACAAAUUACUUGUCAAGAAAUUCCAAUUUCAAUUAACACAGCAGCUGGAGUUAUUGCAUAAAACUGUAGCUGCUUCAGUUACCCAACAAGAGCAGCAACUGAGGGACAUGGAGGAAGACAUGCAAUCUUUUGUUUCAACAAAGGCUAAGGCUACUGAAGAACUUAGAGAACGGAUUGGGAAUCUGAAAGAAACGUGUGGUUCUCGAGUUAAAGCUCUGAAUGAUAUAACUGGAGAGCUUGAAGGAAACUUUCAAUCAACCUUUGGUGAUAUAAAUUCUGAAGUUUCAAAGCAUUCAUCUGCUCUUGAAAACCUUUUCAAUGGUGUUGCUUCAGAAGCUGAGGCAUUGCUCAGUGAUCUUCAAAAUAGCCUUCACAAGCAGGAAGAGAAGCUGACUGCAUAUGCUCAAAAGCAGCAUCAGGCACAUGCUAGAGCAGUGGAAACCACACGCUCAGUUUCCAAAAUUACCUCAAACUUCAUAGAGACUAUGGAUAUGCAUGCGUCGAAGCUCACCCACAUUGUGGAAGAUGCGCAAUCAGUCAAUGAACAGAAAUUGUCCGAACUUGAAAAGAAAUUUGAGGAGUGUGCUGCCAAUGAAGAAAAACAACUGCUGGCAAAAGUGGCUGAGUUGCUAGCAAGUUCAAAUGCGAGAAAGAAACAAUUGGUUCAAACAGCUAUCAGUGACCUGCGGGAGAGUGCUACAAGCAAAACCAACAUGCUGCAGCAGGAGAUGUCCACCAUGCAGGAGUGUACUUCUUCAGUGAAAACUGAAUGGGCGUUGCACCUGGAAAAAGCAGAGUCACACUACCACGAAGAUACUUCUGCUGUUGAACACGGAAAGAGAGACAUGGAGGAGGUUUUUCAAAAUUGCUUGAACAAGGCAAAAAUGGGUGCUCAACAAUGGAGGACUGCUCAAGAAUCCUUACUCAGUUUGGAAAACAACAGUGUUGCUUCUGUGGACUCCAUUUUUCGAAAUGGAACGGAAUCGAAUCAAGCGCUAUGUUCUCGAUUUUCCUCCUCUGCAUCUGCUGCUCUUGAAGAUGUUGAUAAUGCAAACAAGAACCUCCUCUCAUCUAUUGAUCAUUCGUUAGAACUCGACAACGAAGCAUGUGGAAAUCUCAAUUCAAUGAUUACUCCUUGUUGUGGGGAGCUAAGAGAUUUGAAAGGUGGCCACUACCACAAGAUAGUAGAGAUCACAGAACAUGCAGGAACAUGUCUGCUGACAGAUUACACGGUUGAUGAACCAUCAUGUUCAACACCAAGAAAGCGACCAUUCAACUUGCCAAGCAUGGCAUCGAUUGAAGAACUUCGAACACCAGCGUUUGAUGAGCUUCUCAAGUCAUUCUGGGAUUUGAAAUACUCAAAGCAAUCAAAUGGAGAUGUAAAACAUUUAGCAGGAGCACAUGAAGCCACACAAUCAGUAAGAGACUCUAGACUUCCUCUCACUGCUAUAAAUUAAGGCUCAUAUAUGUCUUGAAAAGAUAAUAGAGAAGAGACUGGCGAUCUGUAUGUAUAUAUAUAGGUUCAUGUAUGUCUUUGAGGGCAGUACUGCAUUCAUUAAUUUUCUUCUUCUUCUUCUUCUUCUUCUUCCACUUUUUCUUAGCAAAAAUGAGAAGAAAUAUACCUUUUGAAGGCAGGAAAUCAGGUUUUCCCCCAAUUUAGUAACUAGUUUGUGCUACUUACCUGUUGAUAAUGUGUUUUUUGUUUAGAAAAAUAUACAUGUUCUUCCACAUCCUUGACGGAUCCAUUA
Cucurbita pepo subsp. pepo (vegetable marrow) is the source of this 4060-nucleotide messenger RNA. The record is from RefSeq and is a predicted model, not a curated record. Lineage: Eukaryota; Viridiplantae; Streptophyta; Magnoliopsida; Cucurbitales; Cucurbitaceae.